This is a messenger RNA of Exophiala spinifera, 1734 nucleotides long. RefSeq lists its product as uncharacterized. The coding region runs from base 1 to 1734 and encodes 577 amino acids. The record is from RefSeq and is a predicted model, not a curated record. Gene Ontology annotation, cellular component: nucleus. NCBI's taxonomy places the organism in Eukaryota, Fungi, Ascomycota, Eurotiomycetes, Chaetothyriales, Herpotrichiellaceae. Gene Ontology annotation, molecular function: zinc ion binding; DNA binding. Gene Ontology annotation, biological process: DNA-templated transcription. The transcript is spliced from 4 exons.
AUGCAUACAAGUCCCAGUGAAAAUGGGCGCACGUCUCUCCAUUCACCAGUUGCAUACCUGCGGAACAUAGACAUCCGAGACGAUCAGCAGAGAAAUGGCUUCAUGACUAUCAACAGCCAUGAUGGUCAACCCGCAGAGCCCAUAGUCCAGACCCUCGAAGAUGGGAAGGACAUGACUGCUCAUUCUUUGGGCCUUUGCUCAGAACAAGACACAAAUCUGCUUGCUUCUUUCCGCUCUGUCAUCAUGAAUGAGACGAAUCGUGUCGCUGGAGACAUCAUGCAGGUGCACCCGGGGAGUUGUGAAAGCGGUACACCUCCAGUACAUUUUUUCAUCCUCCGAGAUUGGUUUAUGCCAUACGACAAUCAGAUCAAGGACGAAGCUUCUCGGGUGAUAGAAUCUACGGUAGAGCCGUACGGUCCCGACCUGGUUCGACUAUACUUCAAGCACGUCCACCCUGUCAACUGUGUUGUAUCGAAGGUGCGUUUUCUUCGAGCCUAUAAAGAAGACAAGCUGAGCAUUCCCGCAUCCCUUCGCGGUGCGAUCUAUGCUAUGGGAGGUGCUUUUUGGAACCAAGAUCCUGUGUUGAGAACAGUACCUCGAAACUUUGAACAAUACGAGCUCUUCCAAGCCGCCCAGGCCUCUUUGGAAAGAGAACUCGAAGCGCCAAAUCUGUGGAGGACUCAGGCUUGCCUGCUCAUGAUUCACGAGAGGGCAGCUAACAACACUACAUUCGAGACGCCACGGUUAUGGACACUUUCUGCCCGAGCCGUUUCAUGCGCACAAAUGGUUGGUCUUCAUCGGGACCCAUCAGAAUGGAAUAUUGCGCCGUGGGAGAAAAGCCUGCGGAGAAAAUUAUGGUGGUCAACUUACGUGACGGAUAUGUGGACAUCUGUGUCGCACGGGAAUCCACCUCAUAUAUAUCGAGCUUCGUACACAACCUCAGACCUGAGUAUGGAUGACCUGCGAGUCGAUGAAGAUGUUCCGGAAGACCUCGCAGAUAUGGUUGAUGAGUCGAGUAGUUGUUUCGACGCGUCCACUGCAGCACGCUUUCUUGAGAUGGUCAAACUAACGCAGCUAUUGCACACAAUACUGGAGACAUCCUUUUAUGAUGAGAGUUACCGUAACACAAUGCUCAACCCUGCAGUGCAGGAGAUCAAACUCGUCGACAUUCAGACGCGUCUCGAAUCCUGGCAUUCUCUCAUUCCCCACUGUGUAACUAUGGGUUACAAUAGCAGUAUACGCAGCUUUCGAAAUAAUGGGCCGCUUCAUCUUGCAUACUUCGCUGUUCAAAUCAUCCUGUUCCGAGCUUUGAUGACACCGGCAUCUAUGACAGCAAAGUACAGUCCAAAAUCAUCCCUUCAACGCUACUUUGGUGCGGCAAUGGAUCAGGUCGAAGUCUUUCUUGCUUUUAUGGAUGGUAUCACUGCAGAAAGUCUUCGAGCGUUCUGGGGUCGACAUGGUCGAUCCCAACUGAUUCUGAUCGGCAAUUUUUUGAUCUAUCUAUUCCUACUAUCUUCUAACCCGGAGCAAGUCCACGCCACUUUCCGACUCCUAGAGCGUUUCCACGAGUCACUUCAACGAAUUGGCGAGCACGUGGAUGAAGAAUCAGUAUGUCUGAUCCGACCAGUGGCGCUGCGGAUCGAUUCCUUCUUCACCCAGGCAGCAAAGAUCAUGAGAAGAGCUUCGACCUCUGGAUCAUAUACAGCCGGCAGCGCCGUAAGCACGUCACCUUGA